AUGUUCUACCCACCGGAUGAGGUUGCCGAUCGUCGCCCAUCUAUAACGGAUGGUAGGUUUUCUAGCCUUUGUAGUUGGUUUAAGGGAAAGGUGCUAGACGACGAAAAAGAGAGCAACUCAUCCGGUGACGUGGAAACUCGCUCUUCCGUUCAAGAAGACUAUGAUCCUCCGUAUGCUGGAAAUGACCAUCCUCCUCGGGGCCAUCCUUCGGGUUCAACUGAAGAAGAGGAUGAGAAUAUUGAAGGUAUCGUGCGAGAUCGCUCGCCUGAACAUGUCGGAGAAUUUUGA
Penicillium atrosanguineum is the source of this 288-nucleotide messenger RNA. RefSeq lists its product as uncharacterized. The record is from RefSeq and is a predicted model, not a curated record. Lineage: Eukaryota; Fungi; Ascomycota; Eurotiomycetes; Eurotiales; Aspergillaceae. The transcript is spliced from 2 exons. Bases 1 to 288 code for a protein of 95 amino acids.